AAUUUACAUAUAUAACACCGCCCAGUGGAGACGAACAUGAUAAUCCAUCCAUUCUGGAUUGUGUUAGAAGCAGGAGAAAGAAGGAACAGCUGAAAAGUUUGGGAGAGAGUAUGACAAACAGAGCGAAGUGAUUUCAGAGACAAUAGUCAAAGCUUGUUGGGCUCUUUGCCCCAAUUUUGGAUUAAGAUAUGGACGCUUUGAAGUCCGCUGGAAGGGCAAUUAUUCGGAGCCCCAGUCUCGCUAAGCAGUCAUGGGGUGUUGGCAGACAUAAAAAGCUGCCGGAGAACUGGACAGACACGCGGGAGACCCUGAUGGAGGGCAUGGUGUUCCAGCUCAAGUACCUGGGCGUUACGCUGGUGGAGCAGCCCAAAGGAGAGGAGCUCUCAGCAGCCGCUGUCAAGAGGAUCGUCACCACGGCCAAAGCCAGCGGCAAGAAACUCCAGAAAGUUACAUUAAAAGUGUCCCCUCGAGGAAUUAUCCUCUACGACUGUGCCUCUAACCAGCUGAUCGAGAACGUCUCCAUUUACAGGAUUUCCUACUGCACAGCAGACAAGAUGCAUGACAAAGUCUUUGCCUACAUCGCUCAGAGUCAACAAAACGAAACUCUUGAGUGCCACGCUUACCUCUGCACCAAGAGGAAAGUGGCCCAGGCAGUGACGUUAACAGUGGCCCAGGCCUUCAGAGUGGCGUUUGAGUUCUGGCAGGCCGCCAAAGAAGAGAAAGAGAAGCGUGUGAAGUCUGGGUCGGAUGGGGAAGCAGCCAGUAGUUUCCAGUCAGAGGGCUCGGCCAGCCUGGGCAGUCAGAAGGGUGGAGAAGUGGCCACAGGGAACCUUCUAGACUUGGCAGAGGGGGCGAACGUGGCGCUUGUCAACUCUGUGACAGAAGAGAGUGAACCGGAUCCUUUCAUGCUGCACGACCCCACCACAGAGAACAACAAUACUGUAUGGGAGCUUGAGGAUGGUCUGGAUGAAGCUUUCUCAAGCCGCAGUCUGGAUAGCUUUGAAUCCUACUCAGACUCGCUGAGUCUCGCACUAACCCCCAGGUCCUGGACAUUGGGGUAAACCCUCAGGAUUUCAACACUGAAGAGUGCCUAUCUCCAUCCAACUGGGACAAAAUGGACUCAGGCAGCGCUGAAAAAGACGACCUGUUUGGGUUCUAAGGACAGAGCCACUGGAUGGAAGGCAUUUGCGGGAGAGAGAAAAGAAUGGAGAGUAAGAAGGAUGUGGGUGAAAGCAGAAGAGUAGCAGGAAUUUGAGAAAGAAAAGUAACAGAGUUUGGUUCUCCCUGAAAGUUCACUCAGUGGCGUCAUCUAGAGGUAUUUGACAGUUAGAUGCAUUACCAGACUAUCUGACAAACUCAGCAAGACCUACCUGAACUAAGAGACUCCAGAAGUCAGACCAAAGCAAUAUAACCAUUUGCUUCUUUUCAAAUAAUUUUUAAAAUGUUUGUUACAUUCAACAGAUUAUUAAUUUGUAUUGUUUUUAUUUGCCCACUAUUUGUAUGUAUGUGUGUGUGUGUACCAAAUUAUGUACAGUAUACAAAUGCUGAAAAAUGAUGCUAUAAUUUAUAACUUGUAACUGCACCCUUCACCAGUUGCUUGACAUGUUUUUCCAAAAUUAGUUUUGCUGGUGUCACAAUUUGAUUGAACUUUUAUUUCCAAAGUUAAAAAGCGAUGUAUUCUAUUACUUAUGUAAACUUUCUAAAUUGGAGCUAUAAAGGUCUCUCAAAAUGAUCAGAAGUAAGUAUGCUUUGAAAUGCAUCAAGGAAGACAUCAUUGAUGUUCUUUUUCGCUUCCAGUCCUUUCUCCUCCGAUCUGUUUCAAGGGGUUCUGAAUAAAUCAGAAGAUGAGUCCUUGGAGGAAUAAGGUUAUAAUAUUUAUUAGUAUAAACCAUGGGUUCCCAAACUUAGAGAAAGUGUUAUCUGCUGUGUAAAAUUUAUUUUUAACUCCCAAAAACCUUUACAUUUUAACUCAUCAUUCUUGCAUCCCUGCCAUCUCUGAUGCUGGCCUGCUAAAAUAAACAAGGGUCUUUUUUUUUAAUUAUUUUACUGACUGAUCACCAACUUAAUUAAUGUUCUAAAAUGUCUAUAAGAUGCCCAUCUUAUACAUCAGUGAUGUUAAUGUAAGAUUGCUGCUUCCGCCAGGGUUGCUCAGUCUUGUUCCUGGAGAUGUACCUUCUUAUAGGGUUUCUCUCCCACACCGGUUGUGACUAACCUGAUUUUAGUUUUCAUUCAGCUAAUUAUUAGAAUUAGGUGUGUUCAAUUCAAUUUCGGUUGUAGCGAAACUACAGGAUAGUAGCUUUCCAGGAACCAGAUUGAACAACCCUGGCUUAGGCAAUUUACUCUCUCACUGUUCUUUGAAAAUAAUGUCUCAUUUGUAGCUUUAAUAUUGAUAUUUUUUACAUCAAGGACCUGCGUCCUGUUAUUAGACUCUCCACCACCCGGUACUAAUCAGGCCUGGUGGUUGAGAAACCCAGGCUUGUACUGUUAGAGCUGCAAUUUCAGGAAGAGAACAGAACCCGCUGUUUCAUACAACUACAUUUUGUGGCUACCCAACGUUGUAUGGCUACGGGAGUUUACAGGCAAAACCCCUGUUUUAUGUAAGAUUUAUUUUCUGUUUCUGUCACAAUCCCAUUUUCAAAUUGGGUGGGCCCACAUGGGGUCGCACCCCAUCAUUUGGGAAAUGCCACAUUAGGUGCUGGGGGAAAAAAGUAUAGAUAUGCAUGAAAAGUUUACACAUCCAUGGUCAGUGUUUGAUGCAGCGUCGGGGAUAAUGCUUCGAUUGUUAUUACACAUUACCAUUUUAGCAGGCAAUUUAAUCCAGGGCAAUUUAGUAAUGUUCCCUAAAUGUUACUGUUGAUGGAUUCAAAGCCACCAGCAAAAGGGAAUGUCUGCCAUGAAACUAAACUAAUAAUAUUGAGUGAGGGUGACUCACCCACUCUGUGCUCAAAGGCUCUAAUAAUUGGGUAUAUUGGCUUGAACAUGAACAACUUGUGUAUACUGUAACUGUAAAGUGUGGUUUAUAUGUAUGUUUAUGUAUAAAGAGGACAAUCUUAUUUUUUGUAUUGCAAGAUCUAUUUUUGCACACUCCGCUAAUCCCUCUCCAAAGCACAUAAUUUCAUGUUGGGGAUUGUUAUAAUAACCAUUGCAGUUUUACAUGUACCACUGUAUUGUCUAUAAUCUUCUUUGUGCUUUUCUCUUUGGCCAUUUCUUUUAGAGAUAUGGUGGUUUGAAUAAUGGUCAAGGCUCAGUGUUAAUAUUUCUGACAUUUCUUGAUAGUUUUGACAUUUUAUUUAAAUAAAUUGUAGUUUGUUACUUUCAUUGAAUUCAA
Molecule: messenger RNA, 3328 nt
Organism: Esox lucius (northern pike)
Lineage: Eukaryota; Metazoa; Chordata; Actinopteri; Esociformes; Esocidae
Gene: ldlrap1b
Product: low density lipoprotein receptor adaptor protein 1b
Exons: 10
Coding region: 189-1061 (290 amino acids)
Cellular component (GO): early endosome
Source: RefSeq, a predicted model, not a curated record